GCCCUGGCGGCGGCCCUGGAGGAUCGCCUCGUGUGCCUCGGCAAGGCGCUGCUGCUGCACCACAGGACUGACGUCGCACUUGGCUGCCACAUGCAUCGCCUGGGCGAUGCGCUGCGCGCGGUGGCCAAGACGCUGGACGUGGACAUGGACUUCGUGCACUGGGACAUGGAGAUCCAGGGCGACAGCGACAAGGCGAGGCACGAGCCGCUCGUUGCUGCGGACAUCAAGGUGGAGGUCUGCGUCGCAGAGCCCGCGCUGGCGCUCAGCGGCCAGGGGCGCUGGCUGGGAGUGCGGCAGGCGCCUGGGCUGCGCCGCGAUGCGGCGCCCUUUCACCCGCUUUCGUCCUGGACGCCGCUGCGGUCAGGCGCCCAGUCGUACGUGCCGGGGUGGGCUCGGGCAGAGGCCCUCGGGUUCGUGCUGCACGACGUGGAGGGGCACGUCGACAAGAAGUUGCAGAGCGAGGUGAUGCUGGACGCCCGCAUGAUGCACCACAUCCUGGAGGUGGAGGCUCAGCUGCGCAGCUGGGAGGCGCCUUGCAGAGUAUUCGAGACGGGCCUGUUCGUGCGGGUCCGCAGCACGCUGGACAGGCUCGGGUUCGAGCCGCACGGCAGGCCUGCUGAGGGCGGCGCCCCGCCCGCGCGGAAGUUGGCCGAGUCCCCGCCCGAUUCGGCCAUCUCGCGCGCGGGCGCGGGCGUCGCUGCCGCGCCCGAUGUCCCCAGCCACAGCCUGCCUGCGAAUUGCGACGGGGUGGUGGAGCAGUCGCCGUUCGAUGUGGAGGGCGAGGAGGACGUGCCCCCACCCCUGGUGGAAGGCGAGCUCUUCUUCACCUGCGACGAUUUGGAGGCGAUGGCCGCCACAGCAACAAGGCCGCUGGGCAAUGUGAAAUGGCUGUGGGCCAUCGCGUCGGGGCGGGUCGAGGACUCGUUAAGCUGA
Messenger RNA from Prorocentrum cordatum, 933 nucleotides. The record is from the annotation of a GenBank genome assembly. NCBI's taxonomy places the organism in Eukaryota, Dinophyceae, Prorocentrales, Prorocentraceae.